AUCGUAAUAUUAUACGCAGUACGUUCGUUCCGUGUGUUUAUAAAUUGGAUCGGGGAGACAGAAAUCCCUUCAUUUGUUAUUGCACAACCCGUCGGCGAAAGCGUCAUCCCGAUCGCAUCACACCCACUGGCACACUCUGUUUUCAGAAAUAAGAUACCGUUCGGGUCAUCAAUGAUUUCUUAAUAAGUCGUUGAUGAGUUGCCGUAAAAAAUCCCCUUCUAGACCUAGAGUUGAUCGAAAUAAAUAAGGAAAGAAUAAUAAAAGAGGAGGAAGAGGAAUUGGAAGAAAAGAGCGGUCGCAACGGAGCGCAAUAGUCUUUCCAUCCGAGUAUCGAUCGAGCUGCGGCUCGGAUCAUUUACUCUGAUUCGGUAAGCUCCGUGCAUACGCAGAGAUUGCAUUCGCGACUUUUAUAUUUACCGAGUAUGCUUGAAAAAAUUCAUCAUCGACGUUACAAGAACAACGGCGACCUGGAUAAAUAAAAGUAACAGAGAAUAAAAAAUUCAAUAUAAACUACGAGUGACGUGAUUUAAACAAAUACCAAUUUACGACGUGUCACGUCAUUAUUCCAGUGAAUAUUGUGUGAAAUUAUCUGGUAUAGUCAAGCGUAAGGAAACCGAUCGAAUGUAAAUUGGGAUCCUUCAUGUUCUCCAGUUUUUAUCAGAGAACAAAGUGUUCGACAGACUAGACAAGAAUAAAUCUAAAGUGUAAAGCCGCCGUUAGAGAGUGAAGUCCAAGAUGCAGUUGAUCAAACAGGUUUCGGAAAAUUUCACUACAAACUCUUCGUCAUCUGUUCAAUGGUGUUCAUGAACACCGGACUCGGAGCCAGCAGCUCGGGUUUGAUCGUACCUGCGGCUUCAUGCGACUUCAAAAUGAGGACCGAGGACAAGGGUCGGUUGACCGCCGCACCGAUGCUCGGCAUGGUCUGCGGCUCGUACUUCUGGGGAUGUUUGGCGGACAUCAAAGGUCGGCGAACAGCGCUGCUGGCAGCACUUCUCCUCGACGGAUGUGCCGGUCUUACUUCAGCUUUCGUUCCGAAUUAUUGGGUCUUCGCUUUCCUCAGGUUCCUAAAUGGAUUCGCCAUCACCGGACAGAGUGCCAUGAUAUUUCCAUACCUCGGUGAAUUUCAACCCAAGAGAUUGAGGGAGACUAUUCUCUGCUGGCUGGAGAUGGCUUGGACUGCUGGGAUCAUCAUGCUCCCUUUGCUGGGUUGGCUGAUAAUCCCAAUGACGUUCCGCUACACCUCGGAGAACUUCUCCUUCGCCUCGUGGAACCUCUUCGUCCUGAUCUGCUCGCUGCCGGCUCUCUCGUUCAGCGCGGUGCUCCUUUUCUUUCCAGAAUCACCAAAGUACCUGUUUGAGGACAGUCAGGAUCACCGAGCGAUGCAGAUUCUGGCUCGGAUGUACGCUGAGAACUCGGGAAAGCCGGCCGAAAAUUAUCCCGUGAAGUUCGUCAGGAGCGGCGGCGAUCCUUUGGCAGCUAAAUUGGCGGUAGUUUCAAACGACGGUCUGAUUUCACCGGUGAAAAUAAAGCGCCGUAAGAAGCUGAUAGGGAAAAUGUUGGGCGACAUCGUCAAGCACACGAUGACGAUACUGCGGCCACCGUACCUUACGAUAACGCUUCUCACCUCGACGAUACAGUUUGCAAUGACCGCCGCUUAUUACACCCUGAUGAGCUGGUUUCCGGAACUCUUUCGAAGGUUCGCCGAGUUCGAGAAGGAAAAUCCGGAUAGCUCUGCCGGCAUUUGUUCCCUUUCCGUCGUAAUGCCAGUCGCCAACUCUACCACGCAGGUAGACGUCGUAGAUGAAUUUGGGUGUGAGACCAAACUCCAGGGUUCCGUCUUCCUUUACACAAUUUUUCUGGGUCUGGCCUGCAUUCCCACCAGCGUCUGGCUUCCCUUAUGCAUCGGACGUCUGGGGUACAGAUUUUUUUUGGUCGUCAGCACUGUGUUUCCGGGCGCUGCUGCUGUUGGUCUCUUCUUCGUAACGUCAUCGACACAGAAUCUGAUAGUUUCUUGUAUAUUCGAAGCCUUGACAUCGAUGGGAGUUAGUGUGGUUUACUGUGUGCUGGUCACUUUUUAUCCCACACAUUUGAGGGUAAUCGCGGCGUCCUUUUCUGCACUGUGCGGUCGUUCCGGGGCGCUAAUUGGGAACCUGAUGUUCGGCUACCUGUUGGACCUUCAUUGCAUUGUUCCAAUCGCGGUGGUCGCUGGCCUACUGUUCUUUGGCGCAGCUCUGACCUUCUUUUUGCCAAGGAAAGCUAAACUUGAGAAAACCGAUUCUACGCCUGUGAUGAACUAGAACACGAUGCCAACAUGUUCCGUUAAAACGCUGACCAUCUUCGCGAUUCUCGCCUUGCAAGGAAUCGCAUUUCUGCUCUACGUUGCGACGAAAUUUCCUGGGAUCGGAUGGACGGUGAAUUUUGGUAAAUGGAAAAGCGCGCAAGAAUCAUACCGCGACAUAAUUAAUCAUUCGCAGUAACUGUAAUAUCGCAUUAUACCUACUUUGCGCAAGUGAGCCAUGACGUACCAAUAAUUAUUACCUUCUAUAGAUAAAUAAAUAAACGUAUAGUUAAAACAAAUGCGUGCGUGACUGCUCACGCCGCGUGUCCGUGUGUAUUUUUAUGUCAAAUUACAAUAUCGAUAAAUAUGUAAAAAUAAUUUGCACAUCGUGCGGACGUGUGUAUAUUGUAAUAAAAAUUUACACUCUUCAA
Molecule: messenger RNA, 2709 nt
Organism: Neodiprion fabricii
Lineage: Eukaryota; Metazoa; Arthropoda; Insecta; Hymenoptera; Diprionidae
Product: synaptic vesicle glycoprotein 2C-like
Exons: 12
Coding region: 795-2297 (500 amino acids)
Biological process (GO): transmembrane transport
Cellular component (GO): membrane
Molecular function (GO): transmembrane transporter activity
Source: RefSeq, a predicted model, not a curated record